Messenger RNA from Phaedon cochleariae (mustard beetle), 1146 nucleotides. NCBI's taxonomy places the organism in Eukaryota, Metazoa, Arthropoda, Insecta, Coleoptera, Chrysomelidae. The record is from the annotation of a GenBank genome assembly.
AUGAAACUGGUGUAUCAAGAUAUCGAUAAAGACAAUGAGGGCGGUGUAGCCCUCAUUCCAGAAGAGCCAGAAGAUAUGUGGCAUGCCUACAAUCUAAUAUCUGAAGGCGAUUCAGUUAGAAGUACCACCAUUCGUAAAGUCCAAACUGAAUCGUCUACUGGCUCUUCCUCUUCUAACAGAGUGAGGACCACUCUGACCAUAUCCGUAGAAAACAUAGAUUUCGAUACUCAAGCCUGUAUGCUAAGACUGAAAGGCAGGAACAUUGAGGAAAACCAAUAUGUGAAGAUGGGUGCUUAUCAUACAUUAGACUUGGAGCUGAAUCGAAAAUUUUCAUUGAGGAAGCAGGAAUGGGAUUCUGUGUGUCUGGAAAGAAUUGAUAUGGCAUGUGAUCCAACUAAAACUGCUGAUGUUGCAGCUGUGAUUAUGCAAGAGGGCCUAGCCCAUUUGUGUCUUAUAACAUCCAGUAUGACACUAGUGAGGGCUAAAAUUGAUGUGAACAUACCUAGAAAAAGAAAGGGCUUUGUACAACAACAUGAAAAAGGCUUGGCAAAAUUCUAUGAUAAUGUGAUGCAGGCAAUCUUGAGGCAUGUGAAUUUUGAUGUUGUCAAAUGUGUCUUGAUUGCUUCUCCUGGAUUUGUGAGGGAUCAGUUUUAUGAAUAUAUGUUCCAAACUGCAGUUAAAACUGACAACAAAGUUCUACUUGAUAACAAAUCAAAAUUCAUGUUGAUUCAUUCUUCUUCAGGUUUCAAACAUUCUCUCAAAGAAAUUCUUCAAGACCCAGCAGUAAUGAGUAAAAUAUCAGAUACAAAAGCUGCUAGUGAAGUUAAAACUAUGGAGACUUUUUAUACAACACUACAGUGUGAGCCUGCAAAAGCAUUUUAUGGAAAAAAACAUAUUGAAAUGGCCAAUGAAGCACAAGCCAUAGAAACUUUGAUGAUUUCUGAUAAGUUAUUUCGCUGCCAAGAUGUCAAACUCAGGAAAGAAUAUGUUAGAUUAGUUGAUUCUGUAAGGGAAUCUGGUGGUGAUGUCAAGAUUUUUUCCAGUCUACACAUCUCUGGAGAACAAUUGGAGCAAUUGACCGGUAUAGCAGCCAUUUUACGUUUUCCAAUGCCAGAAUUAGAAGAAGAAGACAGUGACGGAGAUUGA